GCAAACACUCAUAAGCGUAACGGUUGACUCUGGUGUAAGACGCAGCUCUUCCACUGUUCACAUCGCUGCUUCACUGAGAAAUCUAACAAAAUGAAAGCCAUUCUUUUGGCGUUUAUGUUGUCAGCCCACAUUCCACUUUGCGUUGGAAGACAUUUUAAGGCUUUGCACGCGUAUGAUUUUGUACAUAAACCUCGUCUAUCGAUGAGAGAUCACGAAUUGUCGGACAAAGGUUGUGAAGAUCUGCCAAAGUGGAAGGAUGAAUGCCCGACAUGGGCAAAAGACGACAGCUAUUGCAAAUCGAAAUUUAUGCAAAAUUAUUGCAGAGGAAGCUGCAAAGUUUGCGGAAAAAUAGAACCUCCUCCAGCACCUAUCGAACCAAAGCCACCAGCACCUACAGCACCUUUUUGUCAAGAUUAUGACAAAAAUUGUGGGACUUUAAAGAGAGUUGGACUGUGCGAAAUUCCUAACCAAAAGGAAAACAUGGCCAUUUACUGUGGAGUGAGUUGUGAGAUGUGUCAGGCUCCCACCCCAGAGGAAUGUUACGACAAGAAAGAGAACGGUUAUUGUGAAGAUUUGAAGAAAGCCGGGCAUUGUUCUUCCUCCGAUCCUAAAAAAAUCUAUGAAGCGAAAACAAAUUGUUUGGUUAAGUGCGAGUUCUGUGCUCCUGACUCAGAACCUUAGCCUCUGAGCUGCAGUUCAAACUCCGGAUCCGCGGAAAAGAUGGCCGAUUUGACCUUGUUCCAAACACAGUUACCUGCUGCUUUAAGUAACGCAAACAGCUGAAAUGGGCUGUUAAUUAAAUACAACUAAAAGUAAGCUUAUUAUCAGUUAAAGCUAAAUUUUUGCCUGUCAGUACAUUUACAAAGCUGAAACUGCAUUAAAAUGCCCAAAAAAGAAUAA
Molecule: messenger RNA, 900 nt
Organism: Stylophora pistillata
Lineage: Eukaryota; Metazoa; Cnidaria; Anthozoa; Scleractinia; Pocilloporidae
Source: RefSeq, a predicted model, not a curated record